Molecule: messenger RNA, 1889 nt
Organism: Seriola aureovittata
Lineage: Eukaryota; Metazoa; Chordata; Actinopteri; Carangiformes; Carangidae
Product: probable G-protein coupled receptor 34
Exons: 4
Coding region: 362-1552 (396 amino acids)
Biological process (GO): G protein-coupled receptor signaling pathway
Cellular component (GO): membrane
Molecular function (GO): G protein-coupled purinergic nucleotide receptor activity
Source: RefSeq, a predicted model, not a curated record
CUCUGCACAGCAUCACAGCAUUCUGCAUUUCAGCAUUUCUCUCUGACUUUCGACAGCAGCGGCUGGUUUCUCAGAGCAGCACAGAUCAUGGGCAGAGAGGGAGGCGGACCUCUGCGCAGAGCUGUUUUCCUCUGAGCCCACCGAAGGAGAGACGACAGCAGGAGUGAACGCACCAUGACGAGGGGAGAGGAGCGUUUCAGGACGGCAACACUUCGGAGAGUCGUUCCUGCAGAGUGAACUCGAAGGACGAGUGAGUCAGAGGAGAAGAAGAGGACUGCAAAAACCACGAAGAACAACCACCAGUCCGCCCCUGCUUGAACCUGUGCCGUAAGGACCAGGGCUGAGGAUCACAGAGACCACCAUGACAAAAACCUCCUUCACUACACCUGCCACGUCCACCCUCCAGCCCCCGCACGCCUCCUUUUCCCUCCUCGCCACAAAGAUCAGCGACAUGAACUUGACCGCGACCCCCGACCCCUGGUGUGCGGAACAUAACGCGCUGCAUAUCCCGUUCGCGGUGCUCUACUCCGUGAUCUUCGUCCUGGGUCUGGUCGGGAACCUGGUCGCUCUGUGGGUCUUCUUCUACAUCCACUCCAAGAAGAACUCCGUGCGGGUGUUCCUCAUUAACGUGGCGUUUGCAGACUUGCUGCUGGUGGUGUGUCUGCCCUUCAGGAUUCUCUACCACAGCCACGGUGACGUGUGGAAUCUGAAUCCAACCUUGUGUAAAGUGGUGGGGAACGUCUUCUACAUGAACAUGUACAUGAGCAUCACGCUGCUGGGGCUGAUCAGCGUCGAUCGCUACCUGAAGAUGCACCGAGGUUCAGGGACGCGGCACAGACUCCAGUCCACCAGGUGGAGCCGCGCCCUCUGCGCUGUCGUCUGGAUCUUGGCGUCCGCCUUGACUUUGACGUAUAUGAUAUCAAAGAAUAACAGAGGAGAGCAGAACAGGUGUUUCCACUACAGGCAGCUCCUCAAUGAGAAGUGGAAAGCCUACAUCAACAUCUUUCUGCUGGUGCUCUUCUGGCUCGUGUUCAUCUCUCUGGUUGUGUCUUACGGAAAGAUCGCCCACCGGCUUCUGAGAACAUCUCAAGAGAAACCAGACCUGCCCAACACGGCCCGCUACAUCAGGACCGCCAAGAAGUCCUUCUUCAUCCUCUUCCUCUUCACCGUCUGCUUCGUGCCCUAUCACAUGGUCCGGGUCUUCUACAUAAAGACUCAGAUCACAGAGACAUCCUGCUACUGGAGGGAUGUGGCCGACAAAGCCAACGAGGUGUCUUUGCUGUUUUCUGCCCUCAACAGCUGCCUGGAUCCGGUGAUGUACUUCCUGUUGUCCUCCUCGGUGAGGAAGGAGGUGCUGCGUUUGAUGAGCAACCUGCUGUGUGUGAGAGAUCUCACCGUAGGAAGCGGGAGCAGCUCCACCAAUGAGGGGGACGGCAGGACCGGGAAAACCGACAGAGGACAGACGAACCGCGUCUUCACCUCCAAUGUGAAGGAGACGGAGUCGGCAGAUAUUGGAUCCAACCUGGACUGCGAGGGUUCUCUGAAACAGUGAGCCUCCGUCACCUGCAUCAACCAUGCUGCCCAACCAGAGGGCAGCGUCUGUUAAUCCUGUCACUGAGAUGACGAUGACAUUUUCCGCUUCGUGUCUGUGCAAAUGAACAAUCUUUAUGAUUUAUAGAUAUCUAUAUAGAUAGAUUUUAUUGUCUCCUUUUGCUCAAACUUGCAUUCAUUCUGUCAUGUACCAUUUCCUUCAAUUUAAAGCUACAGUCCCUCUAAGAGCAGGUGAUAACAGAAACCUGGGGACUUUUGAUGCUGAUACUAAUGUUGAUGUUCAUUUUUUAAUUUUCUUUACACAUCACAAAAAAAUAAAUAAAAAAUCUUCACCUCAA